AUGCAGCUUCUAUCUCUUCUUUUGACGUGUUCCACGGCUCUGGCUUUCGCCAUUCCUCAAGAUCAAGCGGCGACCCCUGCAGGCGGCUCCAACCCUGGAGACUCCGCCGCUGACGCCCUCCAGAACGUCGACCCAUCUUCAUUCGUUCCCGAAGGAGUCGCAGAUCUCAUUCCGGGUCAGAACUCGGGCUCCCAAGAUUCCAGCGCCGCUGCUCCGGCGGGAGGCCAAUCCAGUCCUCUCGACUCCGCCACYGAUGCCCUCMACAACGCCGACCCAUCUUCACUCGUUCCUGAAGGAGUCGCAGAUCUUAUUCCAGGCCAGAACUCGGGCUCUCAAGACUCCAGUGCUGCUGCUCCGGCAGAUGGCCAAUCCAGCCCUCUCGACUCCGUCACCGAUGCUCUCAAGAACAUUGACCCAUCUAAGCUCCUACCUGAAGGAAUCGCAAAUCUCGGCUCCAACUCCCAGGAUUCUGGCGCUGCUGCUAACGCACCCAACUCCGCUGUUGACGAUCCUCUUCAAAACAUUGACCCAUCCAAGUUCCUUCCCAAUGGACUAGGCGACUUGAUUCCGGACUCGAUCACUAUCAACCAAGACAACAGAACUCCUCCUCCUCCUCCUCCACCUACGACACAGCUGCAACCGUGGCAAUUGGUGUGGCAGCAGCCUUCGUGGACACCUGUCGCACCACAAGGAUGGUUCCAACCAGUUCCCGCCCCGCAAGCACCCGGCUUUUGUCAAAACAGAUUUCCCAAUGGAAUCUUCCCUGCCGUGGGCCCAACAGACUGUGCUCAAAUCGUGGAUCCGUGGUGCAAUCCAACUGGUCAAGGAUAUGUCUGCAGCCCUAACUACGACUACGUUGUUCAGUGUUAUGGCGGAAGGGCAUACGCUGUCGAGGAGUUCUGUCAAUACACCCUGUCUUGCUUGGCAGGAAUCUACGGUGCUUACGGAGGAUGUCUUGUCGGAUAG
This is a messenger RNA of Ramularia collo-cygni, 966 nucleotides long. RefSeq lists its product as uncharacterized. NCBI's taxonomy places the organism in Eukaryota, Fungi, Ascomycota, Dothideomycetes, Mycosphaerellales, Mycosphaerellaceae. The transcript has 2 exons. The record is from RefSeq and is a predicted model, not a curated record. The coding region runs from base 1 to 966 and encodes 321 amino acids.